AUGGCCGACGUGAAGCAUCAGCUGGAGGCUUUGCGCCCCGAAAUCGAGAAUAUCCUCCGCAUCAGCGGCUCACCCGGACUCUCACUCGGCCUCCUCACGGCCGCAGCCGUUGCCAAACUUGUUCACCAAGGUGUGCUCCAUUGGGAUGUUCCCAUUCGGGAGUACCUGCCAAUCUUCCGCCUACGACAAGACGAGCUGGGCGUGAAAGCCACCUUAAAAGACCUAUUGUCCCAGCGCACAGGAAUUGCACCCGCAAAUUCCUUGUUGGCGAUCCAAAACAACGAACCACUCAUAAAGGAAAGCGAGACGGCCGCCAUAGCUACCUACAUCAACACUGCCAAGCCUUAUGGCCAGUUUAUCUACUCGCAAUGGAACUAUACCCUGAUCGAUGACGUCGUCAAGGAAGUCACCGGCGCUUCUAUCUGCGACUACAUUCAGCAGAACAUUUUUCGCCCUCUGGACAUGACCCGCAGCUCUUUCGGCAGUCUCCAACAACUGGAUGCUGAUGUCGCGCACACGCAUUGUACCCACGACGACGGCACACCAAGUCAGAAGCCUGAUGCCCAAUCUGGCAUGAUGAUAGCUGGCGUUGGUGCUGCCGCGGGAGCUCGAUGCUCCAUGCGGGACUACAUGAUCUUCCUGCAAGCCAUUCUUCGUGCGUACAAACAUCAGCUCACGGAAGGCGUCGACGCCACGCCCGAUUCUAUCUUCCCGCUCAUGCGAGAUGUGUUCAUGCCGCAGGUCGGCUUUGGGCCUCCGAAGCGUUCUGGCAUCGAAUACGUCGCGUACUGCAUGGGCUUGUAUCGGACCAAGCUGCCAGGCAUGUUGAGCCUUGCCAGUCCUAACUUCUAUUAUACGCUGGGAAAGAAGCGGCUUCCUCUGUAUGGUAAGAGCCUUGCGGGGACGGAUGUAUUCCACCAGUCUGGAACCGCGUUGGGACACCUGGGCGCACUGUUUAUUGUGCCCUCGACCGAGAGUGCCGUCGUCACCUUCACGAACUCGCAGCCACUGAUGGACCCAGCUGACUUCGUCGCACAACUUGCUCUCUCGACGCUUCUUGGGCCGCCACCUGGCGUUGACUUUGUUAAAAUGGCGAAGCUGGCUCGCACCAUUACGCUGGAGAAUUACAAGGUCCUUGAAAAGGUCGUCGCGAAGGGCAAAACGGAUGUGCCUCCCACAAAGCCUCUUGCUGCAUACCAAGGCGACUUCUACAAUGCGAUUCACAACUUUGUGUUGUCGGUUUCUGUGGCAGGCGAGGGCUUGCAUGUACGCUUGCAGCAAGGGAAGACAAACUUUGACCUCCUGCCUUAUGACGGGGAUACGUUCUACUGGAAAGUAGACCGCGAGGAGGAGAUGUGUAAGAAGGGGAUGUUCGGUUUUAUGUACAAGGACUGGCAUAUCUUCCGGUUUGAAAUCAACGCCAACGGAGAGGUGGAGAAGCUGUUGUGGAGACACGAUCCUUAUGUUGCUAGUCCGGAGGCGUUUACGAAGACGCCUAAUGUGCAGUCGUACGCUAGGUUAUGA
This is a messenger RNA of Didymosphaeria variabile, 1524 nucleotides long. RefSeq lists its product as uncharacterized. The transcript has 2 exons. NCBI's taxonomy places the organism in Eukaryota, Fungi, Ascomycota, Dothideomycetes, Pleosporales, Didymosphaeriaceae. The record is from RefSeq and is a predicted model, not a curated record. Bases 1 to 1524 code for a protein of 507 amino acids.